This is a messenger RNA of Lithohypha guttulata, 843 nucleotides long. RefSeq lists its product as uncharacterized. The record is from RefSeq and is a predicted model, not a curated record. The coding region runs from base 1 to 843 and encodes 280 amino acids. NCBI's taxonomy places the organism in Eukaryota, Fungi, Ascomycota, Eurotiomycetes, Chaetothyriales, Trichomeriaceae. The transcript is spliced from 3 exons.
AUGAGCAAAGCAGCUGACCCUUACUACAAUCGCAAGUCGAUUCCAGAUGAGUUCAUCGAACAUGUUGGGCAGACUGGCCUCAAUCCACAGGAGGAGGCAGCAAACCGCGAACGAAAGUAUAGUGUGACGGGAGUGGAUGUACGGAAGCACGACAGCAGUAGCAAGGGUCUUCUUGCCUUCCAUCCACAAUCGGACCCCUACUACUCUCGCAAGAAGGUUCCCGAUUCCAUGAUUCAUGGUGUCGGCGAGACUGGUUUGACCAAGGAAGAAGAAUACCUGAAUCGCGAGAGAAAGUAUAGUGUGAACGGAGCAGAUCUGAGGAAGUUCAGCAAUGCCGGCAAGGGUAGCUACGCUCCUGGAGAUGAUCCGUACUAUACACGCAAGCCGGUCGACAAAUCCCAGAUUGAUGGUGUAGGAGAGACAGGUAUGUCACGAGCUGAGGAGUUCGACACGCGUGAGAACAAGGCAUCUCUUUUCGACAUAUCAAACGAUCCCUUCCAACAGUUGACUGGUUCUGGACAUCGAGCUUCAGUCUCUGGUGCUGCCGCUCCCGUCGCGGCGGCUGCGAGACGAAGGAGCUCGGCAGUCGCACCUGACGCAGCAGCUGCCACAGCUGCCCACAAUCACCACACCAGUGGAUAUUCAGGAACUCAGGGUUUGGAGACCAUUCCUAGCCGUGUGGAGGACAAUGACAUUCGACCAUCUAUAGAUGUGCCUCCGACCAUUCCGUCGAGCACUCUGAACAGCGGCACAACACAUCACACGGGCGACACGGGUCAUACUAUAUUCUAUGACAGAGCGACGAUAGACCCCGACAAUGUUGGACCAGAUCAGAGGUUGUAG